Molecule: messenger RNA, 1506 nt
Organism: Acytostelium subglobosum LB1
Lineage: Eukaryota; Evosea; Eumycetozoa; Acytosteliales; Acytosteliaceae
Exons: 5
Cellular component (GO): nucleus
Molecular function (GO): protein binding; promoter-specific chromatin binding
Source: RefSeq, a predicted model, not a curated record
AUGGACACAGCGAUACAGAGUAAUAUUGCAAACCAUAUAUAUAUGAUUGAGGAUAGUUAUGUAGAUGAGAGAAUCAAAAGAAUUGAAAGGACUACCAAUUGGAACGCUGAUCAUUAUCUUGCUUUGCGACUACAUCUAUUGAGACAGAAAGCAACCGAUUCAAAGUUAAUCGUUAGAGACGAUGGAGACAGAAGGGAUGACUAUCUUAAUAUCCGAUUCAAUCUCCUUGAAUCAAAGUAUAGAAAGGCCGAGAAUGGUCAAGCAAAGAAGAAUAAGAGAACCAUAAAUACAAUAUCACCUGUGUCGACUCCUCCAAAGACAUCGAUGUCAACUACUACGACGACGACGACAACAACUACUACAACAACACCACCGAAACAAGCGCAAACACCAUCACCAAUAGCGACACCACCAUCUACUCCUUCGAAACCAACGACAUCCACUACUACGACGACGACGACAUCAAGUCCAUCAGUUAUGUCACCAACAAAGAGUACAACAGCGAACACAUUGCCUUUAAACGACUUCUCAUUCUCUGGCAUUCAUCAUAUAUUUGACAAUCACAAGAAGGCUUUGUCCAGGAUCAGAUACGCCAACAAUGACAAAGAGUUGUUGGCCUUCUCCUCGGACGACACCACCAUCUCACUCUGCAAGUCAAUGUCAAACCCAUCCAUACUCUCCAUUCUCAAAGGCCACAAUGCACCAAUCAUCGACUUUGUAUGGAUGGCCAGCAAUGAAUACUUGACAUCUAUAUCACUGGACUCUAGCAUGAUUGUUUGGAGUGUAAAGUCAUUCAAGGCGGAUCGUGUUGUCAAGGAUGCAGGAAUCUGUAACUGCAUAUGUACCAAUCCAUCAAAGAACAACUUGGUGUUUGUCGCGGACAACAAACAUCUGAUCAAGACCUAUGACCUUGCCUCUGGAAAAUGGGUUGGCAAGUGCAAGACCGCCUCAAUAGUCUCAUCAAUGCAGUUUGAAUCACGAGGAAACUACUUGUUCGUUGGAGAUGACAUUGGAUACCUCUAUAUUUAUAAGUUCGAGAAGGAUAUCUUGACACCAGUGUCAAAGGUACAGGUGUCCAAGUCAAAGAUAACAUCGACCCAAUUACAGUAUUGGCAACUUGGACAGAAGUUGUCAUUGUCAAUCCUUAUCAACUCUGUGGACAAUGUGAUGCGAGUGAUCAGUGUGACCAACUUGCAAGCUGGUACAGUAUCCGUGGUCAAGGAGUAUGCAGUCAAUAUCAAGACAUCAGUACCAUCUCAGAUUGUUAGGAGUGAGUUUUGUCCAUCACUCAAGGGACGUGAUGGCCUGUUCUGUGUCAGUGGAACAUCAGAUGGUGCCAUCAGCAUCUACGAUUGUCUAAGCAAAUCCAAGUCGCCAAUCAAUCACCUCGUGGGCCAUGCCUCGCCCGUGGUCGACAUCGACUGGAACGCCGACGAAUCCCUCUUGUCCAGUGCCGACGCGUCUGGAGUUGUAAUCAUCUGGAACAGGAAGGCCAACAUCAGCAAG